AUGCUGCUUCGCGACAACUGCGCGCAGAGCGAAAGUGAUGAAGCACCGGUCUGCCUGCCUUCUGUGCUCGAGUACCUGGCUGCCGAGUUGGUGGAUGUGGCGGGUGGCGAAGCUGUCGACAGUGAGAGGGUGUAUCUUCCCCAUCACCUGCAUUUGGUCAUUUGCAAAGGCGAGGAGCUGAACCGGUUGGCAGCGAAUAUGACCACGCCACCACUUAGCGUGGCUGAAUAA
Messenger RNA from Hydatigera taeniaeformis, 231 nucleotides. The record is from the annotation of a GenBank genome assembly. Lineage: Eukaryota; Metazoa; Platyhelminthes; Cestoda; Cyclophyllidea; Taeniidae.